UAAGCCGGAGAGUUGGAAGCGGGUGAGAGUCGAAGAGUCCACAGCUCUCGCCUCUCCGGUGCUCCGUGUCUGCGAGCCACUCUUCCACGGGCUGACUACCACCCCCUCGCCUCCUCUGACCAUGCAGAAGAACACGAAGUUGGCCCUCGCCUCGGCGAUUCUUCUCGUGAGCCUCGCAGUGGCUCUCAUCCUGGGUCUCACCCUGGGUCUUCGUCGCACCGAUCCGACCCCCGUGACCCCCCCGGUGACCCACUCGUACCACAGCGCCGCCGUGGCAGCCGAUGCAGGGCCGUGCUCCGAGGUCGGGAGGGACGCGAUGAAGGACGGCGGCUCCGUGGUAGACGCAGCCAUCGCGGCGCUCCUCUGCGUCGGCCUCUUCAACGCGCACAGCAUGGGCAUCGGCGGCGGGGCCUUCUUCACCAUCUACAACGCCUCCACCGGGACAGCGGAGUUUAUAAACGCGAGGGAGACGGCUCCGCUCAACGCCACGGAAAACAUGUUUGGGAACAACUCUGACCUCUCUCUGACCGGCGGGCUGGCAGUCGCCGUGCCCGGCGAGCUCCGCGGCUACGAGCUGGCGCACCGCCGACACGGGCGCCUGCCCUGGGCGCGCCUCUUCCAGCCGAGCGUGGGCAUGGCGCGACAGGGCAUCCGCGUGAGCGGCGCGCUCGCCGCGGCCAUGGAGUCCGCCCGGGGGGAGAUCGAGUCGAGGCCGUCGCUCUGCGAGGUGUUUUGCGACGAGUCGGGGAAGGUUCUGCGCGAGAACGACACGGUGAGGUUCACCAAGCUGGCCGACACGCUGGAGGUGAUCGCCAGGGAAGGCGCCGACGCCUUCUACACCGGCUCGCUGGCGCGCAACAUCAGCCGCGACAUCCAGCGGGAAGGUGGCAUCGUGACGAUGGAAGACCUGGAGCGCUACCAGGCAGAGCUCGUACUGGAGCCGCUGCGCUCCGAGCUGGACGACUACGUCAUCUUCACCCCGCCGGCCCCCUCCAGUGGCCCCGUGCUCACCCUCAUCCUCAACAUCCUCGCCGGCUACAAGAUGACGUCGCGGAGCCUGGACGAGGAGCAGAAGUCCCUCACCUACCACCGCAUCGUCGAGGCGUUCAAGUUCGCCUACGCCAAGCGCACCGAGCUGGGCGACCCAAACUUUGUCAACCUCACCGACCUGAUGAAGAACGUCACGUCGAAGGACUUUGCCGAAGCGCUGCGGCAGAAGAUCUGGGACAACGCGACGCACGGCGUGGAGUACUACGAGCCGACGUUCUACGUGCCGGAGGACAGCGGCACGGCGCACCUGUCGGUGGUGGGGCCUGACGGCAGCGCCGUCUCCGUCACCAGCACCAUCAACUUCUACUUCGGCUCCAAGGUGCGGUCCCCCUCCACCGGAAUUAUUUUCAACAACGAGAUGGACGACUUCUCCUCGCCGUACAUCGUCAACGGCUUCGGGGUGCCCCCGUCGCCGGCGAACUUCAUCAGGCCCGGGAAGAGGCCGCUGUCGUCCAUGUGCCCCACGCUGAUCGUUGACAAACAGAGCCGGGUGAAGCUGAUCGUGGGAGCGUCCGGAGGCACCAAGAUCACCACCGGCACGGCGCUGGUCAUCGCGAACGCGCUGUGGUUCGGCAUGGACGUGGUGGGCUCGGUCGAGCACAAGAGGCUUCACAACCAGCUGAUGCCCAACGUCACGGAGAUCGAGAAAGGGUUCGACCAGGUUGUGGCGAGCGGACUACAGCAGAGGAACCACGACCUUGAGUGGAUAGACUCAGCCGGAUCCGUGGUGCAAGCCAUCCUGCGCGAUGGCAACUACUGGACGGCCCAGUCGGACUCCCGCAAAGGGGGCUACCCAGCAGGAUUCUAGCCGGACACAAUGCCAGAUGCAAACCAGAUACUAGCCAGAUGCAAGGUGGAUGCAAGCCAGAUACCAGAUGAAUAGAAGCCAAAUGCAAGGUGGAUGCAACCGGGACAUGAACCAGAUGUAAGCUGGAUGAAAGUCAGAUCCAAGUUGGAUCACAACCGGAUACUAGCCAGAUUCACCAUGGAUGCAAGGCCAAUAUAAAAACAGAAACUAGCCACAUAUUAGUCAGGUGUAAGGUAGAUACAAACCAGAUGUUAUCCAGAUACAAUGUGAAUCUAAAACAAUACCACUCAGAUGCAAGUCAGAUUCACAGCAGAUACAAACCAGGCACCACCCAGAUGUUAUACAGAUACAUUGUGGAUGUAAAACAAAUACCACUCAGAUGCAAGUCAGAUACACAGCAGAUACAAACCAGGCACCAACCAGAUGUUAUCCAGAUACAAUGUGCAAGUGAGAUACACAGCAGAUACAAACCAGGCACCAACCAGAUGUUAUCCAGAUACAAUGUGGAUCUAAAACAAAUACCAGCCAGAUGCAAGUCCGAUACACAGCAGAUACAAACCAGGUACUAACCAGAUGUUAUCCUGAUACAAUAUGGAUCUAAAACAAAUACCACUCAGAUGCAAGUCAGAUACACAGCAGAUACAAACCAGGCACCAACACAAAUGCAAGCCGGAAUCAACGGGAGUUAUGAGGCGAAAGACAAAGGGGGUCCCAGGAGGUGCCAAUGAGGCCACUGCAGGAGCCGGGACCUGGUCGCCGUUCGAGCCGGCACGUGCGUGUGGAGUAAAUUUCCACGCGAUAAGCCACUUUGUUGAGCUACUAUCUGUGGGCCAGGUCGCUUCCGAGAAAGAGCUAUG
This is a messenger RNA of Petromyzon marinus (sea lamprey), 2715 nucleotides long. RefSeq names its product gamma-glutamyltransferase 1 (gene GGT1). Gene Ontology annotation, cellular component: plasma membrane. The record is from RefSeq and is a predicted model, not a curated record. Gene Ontology annotation, biological process: regulation of immune system process; regulation of inflammatory response; glutathione catabolic process. Lineage: Eukaryota; Metazoa; Chordata; Hyperoartia; Petromyzontiformes; Petromyzontidae. Gene Ontology annotation, molecular function: glutathione gamma-glutamate hydrolase.